ACCCAUUUUCGAUAUGGAUACAUGAAUGUACCUAUCUUGUUUUCAUCUAUUUCAGUUGCUGGCCAAGGAUGUAUACCGCGCGUUACAAAUAUCUACUGAAGCGUUCCUUUGUCAACAUACGAUUGUAAAGACUCGUAUUUCGUUUUUCAUUCCUUAAAUUACUGCUUGGGUCGCCUUAAACCGAUUUCAAUAUGACAGACGGAAUAAAAUAACUGCUGAAAAAAAAAUCAAAACAAGAGAUGCACCGUGGAGUUUCGUUUCAGAAACACUUGGAUAGACUGCAACAAAGAACAUGGAAUUUAACAUUACACCGACAGCAAAACACUAUAGCCAAUGCCGAAAAAGACAGUUUUGCCAUUACUGGGCAUCGUUUCACUUUAAACGGAACCAUCAAUUUUGAUGAUGCAGAGAAAGCUUGCCAAUCGAAAACCACUUGGGAUCUCCUGAGAUCCUCUCUGAUUCUGAAUGCUUGCUCGGUGGAAACGUUUGCGAAACAUAAUUACCAGAUUUUGUCAUGGACUCGCCGAUUGAUGGGGAGGUCCGUUUUCAACGCCAUGAUGCGCCCCACGGUCUACAAACAGUUCGUAGGGGGAGACGACUUCACGUCAUUCCAAAAAACAGUUAGUCGUCUGCAAACCGCAGGGGUGAGACCCCUCGUCAUGGUCACCCUGGAAGAAGACGUCAAAGAUGAUGGACCUGACGCUGACGAGCUUUUUGAUAGAAAUCUUAAAAUCAUGAUAGACUGCAUGGAAAUGACAGCAUCACUCGGAAGCCAGAACCCGAUGAUGCAAAUCAAACCGUCUGGACUUUUCCCUCUUGCCUUAUGUAAAUCUAUUUCCACUGAAGUUCCAUUUCCAAGUUCUCAACCGGAAAUUGUGGAGAAAAUAGCAAAUUCGAUAGAAACAUCCAAAGAGGUAACGGAAUUGGGAAAACUUUCAACGACGGAAAUUGGAGAACUUAACAAAGCUUUAAACAGAAUAAAUCAAAUUUGUGAGGUUGCCAUGAAGAGAAAGCUAAUGAUUAUGGUAGAUGCCGAGUACACUUAUUUGAAUCCUUGUCUGAACUUGUUAACCCUGGCUAUGAUGCUUCACAGUAAUCGCUCCAAACCACUCGUAGCCUACACUUACCAAAAUUAUCUUAAGGAAACCCCAAACAUUCUCUUGAAGGACAUCGAGCUUGCGCAGACGCAUGGCGUUACGUUCGGUGCAAAACUCGUGCGUGGGGCUUACAUUUACAAAGAAAGAGCUUUAACCAAGGAGAAAGGAUACCCAGAUCCCGUUUGUGAAACUUUCGAGAAAACGACCGAAAACUACAACCGUUCAAUGGACAUCAUGAUGGAGAAAGUCGCAAAGCAUCCUGGGAAAUUCUGCGUAACUAUUGCAUCUCACAACGAGGACACGGUCAAAAGAGGGACGAACAAGAUGGCUGAACUGGGCAUACCAGGAAGAAGUUUAGACCAGAAAGUGUUCUUUGCACAAUUGUAUGGAAUGUCCGACUUCAUUUCGAUGUCUUUAGGCCAGGCAGGCUACAUGACGUACAAAUCCAUUCCCUAUGGCACUAUUGAUGAGGCUCUUCCAUACCUUUCUCGAAGACUGAAUGAAAAUAGUUCCAUACUGGGCGGAGUCAGAAGAGAACGCGAAAUCAUCCGCGCGGCCCUUGGUCGUCCUACUCCUUUCAAAAUUCUCCAGAUUUUGUCAUGGACUCGCCGAUUGAUGGGGAGGUCCGUUUUCAACGCCAUGAUGCGCCCCACGGUCUACAAACAGUUCGUAGGGGGAGACGACUUCACGUCAUUCCAAGAAACAGUCAGUCGUCUGCAAACCGCAGGGGUGAGACCCCUCGUCAUGGUGACAUUGGAAGAAGACGUCAAAGAUAACGGACCUGACGCUGACCAGCUUUUUGAUAGAAACCUUAAAAUCAUGAAAGACUGCAUGGAAAUGACAGCAUCACUCGGAAGCCAGAACCCCAUGAUGCAAAUCAAACCGUCUGGACUUUUCCCUCUUGCCUUAUGUAAAUUUGUGUCUGCUGAAAUUCCAUUUCCAAGUUCUGAACCAGAAGUUGUGGAGAAAAUAGCAAACUCGAUGGAAACAUCCAAAGAGGUGACGAAAUUAGGAAAUCUCUCAACGAUAGAAAUUGCACAGCUCAAUAAAGCUUUAAACAGAAUAAAACAAAUUUGUAAGGUUGCCAUGGAGAGAAAGCUGAUGAUUCUGGUGGAUGCCGAGUACACGUAUCUGAAUCCAUGUCUUAACUUGUUAGCCCUGGCUAUGAUGCUUCACUGUAAUGGUUCAGAACCUCUCGUGACAAAUACUUAUCAAAAUUAUCUCCAGGAAACUCCAAACAUUCUUCUGAAAGACAUCGAGCUUGCACAGACGCAUGGCGUUACGUUUGGUGCAAAACUCGUGCGUGGGGCCUACAUCUACAAAGAGAGAGCUUUAGCCAGUAAGAAAGGAUACCCAGACCCCGUCUGUGAAACUUUCGAGAAAACGACCGAAAACUACAACCGUUCAAUGGACAUCAUGAUGGAGAAAGUCGCAAAGCAUCCUGGGAAAUUCUGCGUAACUAUUGCAUCUCACAACGAGGACACGGUCAAAAGAGGGACGAACAAGAUGGCUGAAUUGGGAAUACCAAGAAGUUCAGACCAGAGAGUUAUCUUUGCACAAUCAUAUGGAAUGUCCGACUUCAUUUCCUUGUCUUUGGGCCAAGCGGGCUACAUGACGUACAAAUCCAUUCCCUGUGGCACUAUUGAUGAGGCUCUUCCAUACCUUUCUCGAAGACUUAAUGAAAAUAGUUCCAUACUGGGCGGAGUCAGACGAGAACGUAAAAUCAUCCGCUCGGCCCUCGGUCGUCGUUUGUUCUCAUUCAACUAAUUAACAAAGCGAUAAAAGUCAACAGAAAAGGCAAAAAAAAAAUCAAUAAUAAUAAUAAUAAUAAGUGGGAAUAUUCUGAAAAAGAAUGGCAAUUUUCAAUGUGUUACCUGCAUCUAGGUAAUUUAUCAAAUUAUGUAUAUUUUAUUUUGACCGAAAUAUAUAAUUAUAUAUUUUAAAAAUCCAUAUGAGAUCUUUUGUAUUCACAACACCAUUUUGUGAUUAUUUGUAACGCAUUUAUACAUUUUUAUAAAAGAUUUAUUUGGUUAUUUUAUUGUAUUGUUAUUGUAUUUACAAUUAUUCAAUAUACAAAAAUAUUUGUACUUUUUUUUUACGGUUUAUGGUUAUUUAAAAUAUGUUAAACACUGGUACUCUAUUAAUGUUGUGAAUAAAAUAAUUCAGACAAUAAUGCACCUUAUUUUCUGUGUUAACUCACGGCUAUUUGUGUUUAAACUUUGUAAAACGACUGCAUGGUGACACGACAUACGACUUUUUUCGCUAAGAUGAAAACUAUGUUCAAAUUUAACAUGGGGAGUCUGCCUGAUUAUUUAUUUGAUAUUAUCCCUAACAAGCGGGAAAAUAUAUAUCGCGAUACAACACACGAAACAAGGAUCAGUUUAAUGUUCCUAAGUGCAGGUUAGAUUUACUUAAAAAAUCAUUUGUACCCGAUACUGUCAAUCAAUGGAAUUUACUAAAUAUAGAAGCCAGAACAGCCACCUCAAUCAAUUUGUUUUGCAAACAUAUGCCUAAAGUUACGAAACCCCCUAUUUAUUUUUCUUUAGGCAAACGCUGUACCAACAUUAUUCAUACAAAGCUGAG
This is a messenger RNA of Magallana angulata, 3680 nucleotides long. RefSeq lists its product as uncharacterized. Gene Ontology annotation, molecular function: FAD binding; proline dehydrogenase activity. Gene Ontology annotation, cellular component: mitochondrion. The record is from RefSeq and is a predicted model, not a curated record. Bases 240 to 2864 code for a protein of 874 amino acids. NCBI's taxonomy places the organism in Eukaryota, Metazoa, Mollusca, Bivalvia, Ostreida, Ostreidae. The transcript is spliced from 17 exons.